GGCCUCAUUUAUAAAGCUUGCUUACGCACAAAACCGGGCUUGGAAGUGCGUACGCAACUUCUUAUGCAAGAAUUGGGAUUUAUAAAAAAAAGACUAGCGUAGGAAUGUGCGUAACUUUAAGCAAACUACAGACCUUGCUUAAGCACAUUUUGGAGACAAUUGUGACAAGGUGAGAACGAUUGGUUAAUGGAAAGAGCGCAUAUAAAUAGCCAUUCAGUGGCAGCCGUGCGCAAUAAGGCACAAUGGAUGCACUUGCACUUCUCGAAGACCAUGCCAAUGGACGGAUCCGACUGGAGAGGGUAUUCCGAGAUCGGGAAGAUUUCCUGGCUCAUGAUGAUGACUGGCUAAUAAGCCGUUUCAGACUACCUAGAGCCUUGCUCUUGGAUCUGAUUGCUGAAUUGAGUCCAAUUUUAGAGCGACCAACCCACCGGAACCGCGCCAUACCGGCACACAUUAAAGUGCUGACAGCGUUGGGUUUCCUAGCAACGGGCUCGUUCCAGAGGGAAUUAUCCGACAGGUCUGGGAUAUCACAGCCAUCCCUCAGUGCUGCACUGCCAGCUGUUUUGGAUGGGAUAAUCCAAAUGACCAGUCGCUACAUCAGGUUUCCCUACACUGUUGUUGAACAGGCCAACAGCAAAAGGCAAUUUGCAGCAAUGUCCGGUUUCCCUAAUGUAAUCGGCGCAAUUGACUGCACCCACAUUGCUAUAAGAGCCCCCAGCGAGAACGAAUUUGUAUAUGUGAACCGAAAAAAUGUGCACACCAUAAAUGUACAAAUAAUUUGUGACCCCUCAAUGGUGUUGACAAAUUUAGUGGCACGGUGGCCUGGUUCAACACAUGAUUCAUUCAUUUUGGCGCACAGCGGUGUAGGGAACAGACUGCAGGCAGGUGCUGGUCGUGAUGGUUGGCUCCUCGGUGACAGCGGCUACCCACUGAGGCGGUGGCUCCUCACACCAUUUCCAAACCCGCAGAGUGCGGAGGAACGGCGCUUCAACAUAGCGCAUGGCCGUGCACGUUCCGUUGUGGAGCGCGCCAUCGGCCUGCUAAAAAAUAGAUGGAGGUGCUUAGAUGCCUCAGGUGGCAGGCUGCUCUACCACCCCAGAAAAGUGUGCAAAAUUAUAAGAGCGUGUGGAGUACUGCACAAUUUGGCACUGAGGGAUGCAAUCCCUCUCCCACCUGACCUCCCCCCCCCGCAACACGUAGACCCCGACCCACAGCCACCUCCCCGACAUGAGGAACAUCAGCAUGGAGCAAGGCUACGUGAGGAAGUGAUGCGGCGUGUGUAAAAAGGCAAGUGCGCUUCACUUUUGUAACUGUUUUAUUGCGUCAGUUGCAGAUGAAAUCAGUUCACACAUAUUCUGCAUGACCAUGCGUAUUUGUGUUAGUUCAUCCCUGACUUCACGGAUGGCACUGAUGGUUUCCCGCUGUGUUUCCAGGACGCGAUCGGUGAGAACCCGGCCACCUCCGCGCACUCUGGAUCCGCUGGGCGCGCUGGGUACAGACGGGUCCGUGCCAGACGUGCUGGGAAUCUCCUCCACCACCUGUUCCUCCUCCUCCUCGCCCACUGCUACCACCUGUAACGUGACUGAGGACACAAGUCACAUUUAUUGCCACAUGUCUGUACAAACAUUUGAUUGAAUAAACAUAUGAAAUUGUAACCUA
Molecule: messenger RNA, 1659 nt
Organism: Epinephelus moara (kelp grouper)
Lineage: Eukaryota; Metazoa; Chordata; Actinopteri; Perciformes; Serranidae
Product: putative nuclease HARBI1
Exons: 3
Coding region: 243-1283 (346 amino acids)
Source: RefSeq, a predicted model, not a curated record